Aedes aegypti (yellow fever mosquito) is the source of this 2023-nucleotide messenger RNA. RefSeq names its product protein FAM114A2. Lineage: Eukaryota; Metazoa; Arthropoda; Insecta; Diptera; Culicidae. The record is from RefSeq and is a predicted model, not a curated record. Bases 128 to 1918 code for a protein of 596 amino acids. The transcript is spliced from 3 exons.
UGACAGCUCAUUGUUGUGUUAAAAUUUGAUCUUUCUUUUCGCGUUCAGCGUAAUUCAUCCAGUAUUCUCUAAUUUAUUGCUAAAUUGUAGCCCCAAUUCUAUAAAUUUCCAUCAACUUAUUUGUACAAUGUGUGACUCUGAUAACGAGGAAUUCGAAAGUGCUGAUGAAGAUUUCGAGGAUGUGAAAAAAACGCAGAAGGUCGACAAAUUGAAUCCACUUCCUCCGGCUCCAAAGUCUGACGUGGAGCCUGCAAAAAUUGAUGGCGAUAGCGCUAGCGGGAAGCUGACCAAAGAUGACGAUGUUGGUGCUGACCUUGACCGGCUCGACAAGUCCGCAGAAGAACCUAAGAAAAGUGCAGUUAGAAAAAUUAUUAGACCCGAUAAAGAGCGGCUUAAGGAAGCCAAACUGGUUGUGGCCAAGGCUGGAGGAGAACCGAAAACUGCAGUGAAGCAGCUGGAGCCUACAACAACUGGCGAUGGCUGGGAUGACUUCGAUGACGAUUGGGGAGAUUUCAGCGUGGAUUCGAGUUCGGGCUCUAAGAAAACCAAGGAAGUGGACCAAAAGACAGCGGGAACGAACGCCAGCUACAAGGAUGUGGACAUUGAUGAGGUAGAAAACAAGCUGAAAGAUUUUAUGAAAGGACAGGACGAUCCUCCGGUGAGUUCCGUGCUGGAUCGUUUGUCUAAUCAGCAGGAUCCGAGCAAGUCGGCAGCGGCAGGACAAUCUUGGAGUGGGUGGAAACCCAGCUGGGGUGGUGCUGCUGUAUCGUUUCUUUCGUCAGCGUCGAAAAGUGUCGCCUCAAUUACGACCAACAUUUCUCAGGCGAUUGAAUCAGGAAUUGGUGUUCCUACGCCGGAAGAGAUGGCUAAGCGCCAAGCGGAGGAAAAAGCUAAGCUCAAAGCUGAUGGUUACGUACCGGAAGAGAGUCAACCGAGAAUCGAACCUGGACCAACGACUGAUCGCUUUGGAUUUGAUCAGAUCGUCUCGGGUGUGACCCAGAUAAGCAGUAAAGUCAUUACCGGUGGAUUGGAUACUUUGGAAGGGAUCGGUAAGAAAACGAUGACGAUUCUGCAAGAGAACGAUCCUGGUUUGCUGAGUAAACGAAUGAACGAUGGCGUCGUUUUGAGUCAGGUACUGCGUGAAGCCAAGGAAAAAACUGAAGAGCGCGAAAAGAACUUGAAGCAGGUACAAAAGCAUCUUUACAAAAAGAAGCUACACUUUGAAACCCUUUUCGAUGAUUAUCACGGUUUGGUGCACUUAGAAGCUCUGGAAAUGCUUUCCAAGCAAGCUUCUCUAAAACUGGAUUCUUUAAUGGUACCACUUACUGGAAAUGCCCUCGAAGAGUUACAAGAAACCAUGAACGAAGUCAAGGAGCUUUGUGAACUUCCGGAUUCGGAAAACGACGACGCUGACGGUACCCAUAGCGUUGAAGAGUUGGAACAAAAACUCAAGGAAGCCGUUACGGAUCUGGAUGAGGUGAAAGUCGACUUCCAAGAUCUACUAAAAUGUUGGCAAGAGAACCUCGAAUGGAUCGAAAAUACUUCAACCGUGCGAUCAUCACAACAGAUCUUCGAAAAGGCCUUGCAUGCACUCGCCCAAACAACAGCUCUGUGCGUGCUGCGGAUGCACAAAUUGGCCGAAAUUCUGCUAAUAUUGGAUCAUCACAGUACAGCCAACGAGGCCGACGCCUUGGUCCAGCUCACUACCGUGUUUUGUUGGCACUUGAGCGGAGUGGCAGCACGGUUUUCAGCGGAGUUGAGUAAACUGAAAGCGGACCAUCAAACGCGCCGGUCGGCGGGAGAGGAUAGCGAUAACGCACUGAUAACGAACAUUUUCUUAGAGGGUUCCAACAGUACUUCUUAUGUGCAGAAUGCUUUCCAAUUGUUCAUCCCAAUACUGCAAAUCGGAGCAGCGUAGUUUGCAUUCUUCUAGCAUGAACGCUUAUAAACGCGAGUGUUUCUAAUCUAAAAUCACGGUGUUUUAUCGGUUUAAAUAUAUGAAAGUUUAUUACUCUUCUCGUAA